AUGAAUCCAGAAAACAAAUACAGUAAAGGUGUUGGCGAUGAUAAUGAAUCCAGACAGGACAAGAAGAAUGAUCAAAAUCGCUAUCGUUGUCGCAUCAGACAUGGCAAGAUAAAAGUGUUUAGUAAAGGUAAUAUUGUUGACCUGACAGUAUUGAAAGAAUCUCUCCUUACAGACCGUUAUGAAACAAUGAUCAGAGUAAAAAGUAACUCUAAAAGGUUGAAACGUGUAAUUGAUGUUGGUAAAUAUUCAUUUUCGCCAGUACCAUAUUUGGAUCGUGAAGAAAGGAUAACGGACCAAUCAAAUUCGGAAAAAAAGGCAGCACUAAAUGCCUCAUGAAUCCUGGGAAGAAUGAACAAUCAAGAAAAUGGGGAAAAUCAGCGAAAGGUUGAGUUAUAACGUGCAUAUGAAAUAACCAUCAAAGAACUCUGCGAUGCCAGGACAUUACAGCGGUCGUGCAGCAUUCGAGCUACUCGUCUCAUCGAAAUAAGCUAACACGCACUUCGCAUUUUCUUAUUAACUUGGCUGUAGCGGAUCUGCUCAUCUGCUUCACAGAACCAGCAACGAUCGGAACAGUUGGAAUACCACAGCGAUUUGGCCACGAAUACUACGGAAUGAAUCAGCAGCAUUUCAAGCUAUAUGCGUGA
This is a messenger RNA of Porites lobata, 644 nucleotides long. NCBI's taxonomy places the organism in Eukaryota, Metazoa, Cnidaria, Anthozoa, Scleractinia, Poritidae. The record is from the annotation of a GenBank genome assembly.